Molecule: messenger RNA, 2130 nt
Organism: Rhododendron vialii
Lineage: Eukaryota; Viridiplantae; Streptophyta; Magnoliopsida; Ericales; Ericaceae
Exons: 5
Coding region: 1-2010 (669 amino acids)
Molecular function (GO): protein binding
Source: RefSeq, a predicted model, not a curated record
AUGGUGAAGGAGAGAAUAAGAGCUUGCGGCCGUGGCGGAGGAGGAGGAGUUGUUCCAAGCAGGGUGCUUCCCCAUGAAUUACAGCUGUUUGAUGGAGUGAUUUCAAGAGAAAAGAAAAGGAAGGGUUUUUGUUUCUUACCAAAUCACUCAGCUGCCUUUCUUUUCUCACCACCAAAGGGGCUGUUAGUGGCUGGGGAAGUGCUCACAAGGCUUCCAGCCAAGUCCCUGAUGCGAUUCAAGUGUGUUUCAAAGCUCUGGCGCUCAACCAUCAGCCACCCUUCCUUUUGCAAGGCCCACCGCCGUGCUCGGUCUCGCGCUGCUGCUGGUUUAAUAAUGGUCUGUAUAUUAUGCUGUUGCAGAUGCAGCAAUAUUGAAGUUUGCUGGGGUCUAAUGCUUUCUGCAUUCUGCAUGACUCUAGACCACAGUGAUGACAGGGUUGCUAUUUCUCAAUGCUUUCAGGGCUUCGACAUGCUGUAUUGCUGUUCAUUUUACUGCUAUGAUGGGUAUGCAGACCCAGAGAGAUGCUUUCAUUGUGCUGCGGCCUCCAGUCCUCGCAUAUUAGCAUGUGGAUGUAUGGAAUUUGUUGUUCCUCCAUCAGAUUCAGCAGUCUUUUUCCCUAUAUCAGUGCGUUUUACUGCUGUAAGUACGUUUAGCGGUCUAAAGUCAGAUCAGAUAGAUCUGAUGGUGAAGGAGAGAGUAAGACCUUGCGGACGUGGCCGAGGAGGAGUUGUUCCAAGGGAGCUUCCCCAUGACUUAGUGGCUGGGGAAGUGCUGACAAGGCUUGCAGCCAAGUCCCUGAUGCGAUUCAAGUGUGUUUCGAAGCUCUGGCGCUCGACCAUCAGCCACCCUUGCUUUUGCAAGGCCCACCGAGCUCGUUCCCGCCUGUCUCGCGGCGCUGGUGGUGGUGGUUUAAUAAUGGUAUUUCCCGAAACUGACAUUGAUGACGACGAUAAUGAUUUACUAGUAGGCGUAGGCUUCUUUUACGCAACCCUCCCCAGCACCCGGGAUCCUCCUGUAAUUGAUUUGCUUUACCAGUUUCGUAUUGGGUCCCCAAGCACGGAGGAGGAGGAGGAGGAAGAUGUUAGCUAUUUGAAGGAUUACCUAGGUUAUACCCGUUUCAUUAACGGCCUCUUUUGCCUGUACACUGCGGAUCGCGUGUCGAUUUGCAACUUCUCCACUCGUGAAAUUAUGGAUCUUCCGGCCCCCCCAACCCGUCCUUUCCAACAGUGUCUUUAUUACCUUGGGUUCGAUUCUACUACCAACGAAUACAAGUUGCUCAAAGUAUGCACGGUGAACUGCCGUAAGGAUGAGGAUAAUGAGGAGGAGGAGGAGGAGGAGGAGGAGGGGGAAGAUCUUUACUUCGACUCCAAGUUCGACAUUCUUACUCUGGGCAAGGACAAGUCUUGGAGAAGCCUCCAUGAUGCUCCGGCAAUUGACGCGUGGAAGCUAAGCGCUUGCUUCAAUGGACGACUCUAUUGGUGGGAUCCUGCUGGACGUGAACUCAUUCAUUUCAGCUUCAACAAUGAGCGCUUUGGAUUUACUUCCCGGCCGCCAAGGACUCCAAGAAAUGUGGGCGCAAUACAUCAGUUUAGAGGCGAUCUAGCUCUUCUUGUUGGGUUCGUUGAUCAGGCAUUGGCGCUCUGGGUAUUCGAGUCGGGCCUCAGUCAAAUAAUUGAAGACAACGGGGAAACACAAGACGUGAAAGCAUAUUCAUGGUGUCUUCGCCACAUCCAAGUUCCAUAUGCUAUUGCUAACCGCAACCUCAAAUUCCUUGAGAACCUCCCCACAGGGGAGGUGUUAAUGACUGGCAUGGAAGAAGCUGCCGAUAGUAAUAGCAACUCACCUUUCCCCAUGCCUAUUUAUUCAUACGAUCACACUAGUCGAAAAUCUGAAAAAUUUAUAACCGGCAAGAAUUACCCGUCUUCAAGACGAAAGUACGCCAGGACGUUGCAAGUAUUCUACUACGAGGAAAAUAUUAUGCCGUUGGACCAUUUGAUCUCCAAUAAGUAACUUUUUAUUUUCGAGAACCGCCAAGUGUACUAGUAGUAAUUCUGUUUCGUUUUUAUCUUGUUGCUGAGAUUACAGUCUACAACUUGAUGUGAUCAGAUCUUAUGGUUGGCUUGCAUUGCA